UUGAAUUGUCUAGAACGCUUUACGACACUGUUGACAGUUUUGGCGUUAAUUGGCGAGUUUCUCCAGUAGACGCUCGUUACGCUGACAUCUUAAGUUAUGGUGUAGGUUUCCACCAAAGCGGCCGUUAAAUGAGCGUUUUUGAUUUAUUCCGCGGGUUCUUCGGAGUUCCCGGAGGCCAUUAUCAUGGCCGAAGGGACCCUUUCUUCGAUGCCAUGACUCAUGAUGAUGACGACGACGACGAUGAAGAUGAUAAUGGAUUCCACUAUGAUGGGUUCAGGGGGGAGGAGCAGGACCCCUUUGACAGCGCCUGGAGAUUUGGUUUUAGUUUUGGUCCAGACGGGAUGCGGAUUCGGGAGCCUUCCAUGUUUGGCGACGUUUUCAGGGAGAUGGAGGAGAUAUUCUCCCAGCUGGGCCGUUGGGAGGGGCAUCCAGAGUCUGGACGCUUUGAUGUUCCCCACACUGUGCCACCACCACCACCGCCUCAGGACAGAGCAGAGAGAGGGCGAGGAAGAUCCAGCAGAAACCCUCUGAGAGACUUUAUGCUCAAAUAUCCCGACAGUGACACACGAGAGCUACCCAGAGAGCCUCAAGGUGAUCACCGUCCCUCUUAUGAGUCACCUGAAUUUCAUGGCUGGACCCCUUUUUCCAGGUUUAAUGACAUUUGGAGACAAGGGCCACGCAAGCCUCCAGAGGAGGAGCACAAAGGAGACAGAGAUCUGGAUUCAGCUGUGUCCUCUAGCGGUCUGGAUCAGAUUCUGACGCCACCUGCUGGUCAGGCACCAAAUCAGCCUAGAACUCGAUCUUUUUUUCAGUCUGUCACUGUCACUAAGGUGGUGAAACCUGAUGGGAGUGUAGAGGAGAGGCGUACAGUAAGAGAUGGCCAAGGCAAUGAGGAGACCACAGUGACUCGCUCGGGAGGUUCUGGGAUCUCUGAGGGACCAGACCAUCCAAGUGGACCUAUGCUGCCAGGUGAUCAUCACCGUUUCUCUGACUUGCGGGAUGAUGGCUCGUUAUUCUCCAGGUUCUUAGGAGGCUUUAAAUAAAAUGUGAAGGAGCUGGUAGCUUUUGUUCCCUGGAAACAAGUGUUUUUCUAGAGAUGUGAGCUGGCAUAUUUAUAUUACAUACCUGUUUUUGGACAGAUAAUUUCAUGGUCUUCCUUUGCCAAAGUGCAUGUGUUGGAUAAAUUCUUACUGGCUUGUUUAAGAUGAAUCUGAGAUUUCAAACUGAUCACUCAGGAUGGACGCUGCACAUCCUGAAGGCUAGGGAUGGUCACACUGAGACAGAGGAGACACAUUGAUGUUUCCAUAUUUUAUUUUUAUAUUGUCCUGUAGCCAAGCCUGUGUGGAUGUGAAUGAGUGAAGAAUCAAAUAAAGACUCCUAAUAUAUGUAAA
Molecule: messenger RNA, 1391 nt
Organism: Archocentrus centrarchus (flier cichlid)
Lineage: Eukaryota; Metazoa; Chordata; Actinopteri; Cichliformes; Cichlidae
Gene: hax1
Product: HCLS1 associated protein X-1
Exons: 7
Coding region: 129-1043 (304 amino acids)
Biological process (GO): negative regulation of apoptotic process; regulation of actin filament polymerization
Cellular component (GO): apical plasma membrane; actin cytoskeleton; mitochondrion
Source: RefSeq, a predicted model, not a curated record